UGCGGAUGGAAACAAGAGUGGGCAUCCGCUGCGCUGCUGGGCGAAGAAGAAAGUUCGAGGGGAAGAUGCACGGAGAGGAGGAUGGCAGCGACGCGAAGUCGUGCUCGGCUGCUCGGGUCGUCUCCUCCCGGUCUUUGGAUGUGGAGGAGCUGGAGGGGGCGAAGGAGCAGGCCUCCAAGCUGUGCGGGUACUUGAACAAACUGUCCGGUAAGGGGCCUCUGAGAGGGUACAAGCCGAGGUGGUUCGUGUAUGAUCCGAGGAAAUGUUACUUGUAUUACUUCAAGACUCAACAGGACGCCCUGCCGCUCGGACACAUCGAGAUCGGAGACGCGUGUUUCAGCUACGACGUGGAGGGAGAGGAGGGUCAGUUUGAGAUCCGCACAGCCGGGAAGGAGUUUUUGCUUAAGGCUCCGAGCAGGCAGGUGAUGCAUUUCUGGCUCCAGCAGCUCCAGCAGAAGCGAUGGGAGUUCAGCAACACACGAGGGUCCGGUCAGAGAGACAGAUGGAGCUCCCCGACUCUUGCCUACCCGCCUACAGGCCUCGUGGGCAAAGACAAUGAUUUGUUAGUCCUGGAGAAGCUCAGCACCAGCCUGGAGAACAUCCGCAGUGACUUUGCCAUGGAGGCAGAGUCGGACAGCGGGGGAAACGUGGGGAUCCAUUCGGCCAGAGGUCCUUCUGCUGCUUCCACAAACACCCUCAACUUCUCCUUCAGAAACUUUGGUACAGAACUCAGGAACUCCAUGUCUAUCCUGCGGCCAGGGAGAGGAGGGGAGAGCAGACGCAGCGUGUUUUACACUGGCAACAGCAGCACGGAGGAGUGGGAGCUUGUGGACGCUCCAUCCAAGGACUUCCCUGAGCCCAAACAUCAUCAAGACACACAGAGACAUUCCUUCGGGUCAGCGUUUACUUUCGACUUUGUGCGCAACUCCUCCCGGCCUCGGAGGCCUUUGCUUCGUGACAUGAUGGCCCCCGGGAGGUUCGGACGGAACGCGGAGACGCGCAGCGCGGAGUCCUCUCCGGUGGAGGCAAACUGCGGCAAGCCUGUUGAGAUGCAGCUGCGCCUCCAGAGUCAACAGGAAGAACUGAGCCGCAUGCAGCAGGAACAGGCCACGCUCAGAGAGGAGCUGGCCAGUCAGAAGGAGCUGGUGAGACUUCUGCAGCAGACUCUGAGAACGUCACAGUGUGACAGGCAGCCCGUUCGACUUCCGGCCCCGGCUCCAGAUCCCUCUGCAGCGCCGGACCAGACUCCAGGCUCAUCAGUGGCCCAGGAGGAGAUCAACCAGUCUGAGGCCCUGCUUCAGGAAAGAGACGGACAGAUCCAUGCACUGUGCGGUCACAUGGAGCGUCUGGCCCUGGAGAAAGAGAGUCUGCAGCAAGAGCUGAAGGGCCUGAAAAUAAAAGUGGGGGAAAUAAACGAUCAGCUUGGGAUGCUGAUGGAGACGAUCCAGGCCAAGGAUGAAGUCAUUAUAAAGCUGUCACAGGACAGUGAGCAGAGCGGCAAUCCAAACGAUGGCAGUUCAUCGUCUCCCCUCAGAGAUCAGCAGGAGCUGGACAUCCUUAAGGACAGUCUUCAAGGCUACAAAUCCCAGAACAAGUUCCUGAACAAAGAGAUCCUGGAGCUGACAGUUUUACGCAGGAAUGCGGAAAGUAGAGAAAAAACUUUAGAAGCAAAGUGCACGGCCCUGGAGGCAAAGCUGUGUCAGGUGGAGAGCAAGUAUCUGGUGCUGCUUCAAGAGGUGAAAACCCCGGUGUGUUCGUCUUCAGAGCUGAGCCCGACCCACGAGGUCAUUUCAAGGUUGUUAGAGGACGCACUGCAGGCAGAGAGCUCCGACCACCAGGAGCACCCCAUCUUUAAACCCAAUUCAGUCAGUGAGUACGACGUGUACGGCUUCAAGACCGUCCCCGAGGAGGAGGAAGAGGAGGAGAAGCUGGUUGCGAAGGUGAGAGCCCUGGAGCUCAAGUCGCUCUCCAUGACGGACCAGGAGGUGUCGGUUGGUGUUAAAUGGGAGAACUAUCUGGCCGGCACCAUGAACAGAGACCUGGUGCGCUCCCCUGAGCUCAAAGCCCUCAUCCGCUGCGGCGUUCCUCACGAGCACCGCUCCCAGUUGUGGCGGUGGUACGUCUCCAUCCAUGUCAAGAAGUUUCGGGACCACCUGGAGCCGGACUAUUACGAGACCUUACUCAACGUAGCCCGAGACAAACCCAACCCGGCCUCCAAGCAGAUCGAGCUGGACUUGCUGCGUACUCUGCCCAACAACAAGCACUACACCUCCACGAGUGCAGGGGGCAUCCAGAAACUCAGGAACGUCCUGAUGGCGUUCUCCUGGAGGAAUCCAGAUAUCGGCUACUGCCAAGGACUCAACAGACUGGCGGCUAUUGCCUUGCUCUAUCUGGACCAAGAAGACGCCUUCUGGUGCCUCAUAGCCAUCGUGGAGGUCUUCAUGCCAAGAGACUAUUACACCAAGACUCUGCUUGGCUCACAGGUCGAUCAGCGUGUGUUCAAGGACCUGAUGAGUGAGAAGCUCCCCCGGCUUCAUGCCCACUUUGAGCAGUACAAGGUGGACUUCUCCCUCAUCACGUUCAACUGGUUUCUGGUGGUGUUUGUGGAUAGUGUGGUGAGCGACAUCCUCUUCAAGAUCUGGGACGCCUUUCUGUACGAAGGUCCAAAGAUCAUUUUCCGCGUCGCCCUCGCUCUGUUCAAGUACAAAGAAGAAGAGUUUUUGAAGCUGCAAGAUUCCACGGCCAUCUUUAAGUAUCUGAGAUACUUCACACGCACAAUCCUGGAUUCCAGGAAACUGAUGAACAUGGCUUUUGUUGACAUGAACCCUUUCCCCAUGCGGCAAAUCCAGAACCGCCGCUCCUUCCACCUGGAGAAAGUCCGCCUGGAGCUGACCGAGCUGGAGGCCAUCAGGCAGACGUUCCUCAGGGAGAGAGAGACGCGUCAGGACAGACGGAGCUUUGUCAGUGACGACGAGGAAGAUAACUGACCUCAAGCUUUUUUUUUUUUUUUUCAAACGUUCUGGUCUGAAUGUGAGAAAAGCGAGAGCGACGUGUUCAAGCUGUAAGAGGGACUUUUUUUUUUUUUUUCAGGAAGGAUCUUUGGAGUUUGUCUGAGAAUCAGAGCUGGAACAAUCGACUUUUCUAUAUCACUUUGGAUUCAUAUCUUUAUGAAAAGACCAAAAACAUCACAAGCCGAACAGGCUUUCUAUCAGUAUUCCUGCCUUUGUUUUGUAAAUGCCUCUUUGUUGUAUGCUUAUGUGUUUCUGUGACAGCCAAAACAGUAUGCUCUUCAACCUUCAGAUCAAAGCAGCAGUCCGAUUCAGUAUUUUAAACAUGGCUGUGAUUUGUUUUCAAAAGCUGGCGAUUUAAUAUCUGAAGGAAUGAUUUUAUUUUUUUACUCUUUUCACUAUGAUUCAGAUUUGUUUUCUUUAUAUGCCUACAGCUCCCUUCUCAAAAGUCUUUAACCUUAAUCUAUGUUUUUUUUAUUGGUUUGCUUGAUGCACUUGAAACAUUUCUGCUGAGAUCCACGUUCUGCUGAACUCCCAGUUUAAGUCUUAAGCGCCGUCUCAUGAAGACGUUCACGGUUUGUACUUGUCACUCCAUCCUUCAGGUGCUUGUGGUUCGAAGGUACCGGUACACACAAAGAUUGACCAUGAAAUCUUAAAACCAAAAAAUAGAAUCUACUCAUAUAAUCACAUUUAAAUGGAGUUUUCUUGGAUGUAUUUUUGUCUCAGGAUUCAAUUGAAAUACGUUGAGUCACUGUGUCAGACAGUUUUGAUUCCUCCUGUGAAUCUGACCUUGUUUGGCGAGAGUUUGUUUUCUAUACUGAAGUACCACUUUUUACUUAAAUUCUCCCGAAAACACUUAUCUAAAAGAAGUUCUGCAUUUUUAUUUGUGUACCAAUCACUGGAGAUGGUUACAAGAAUAAUUGAAUAGAGCCCUUCAAAGGACUUCUGCUCUGAAGUUAAAUAUUUAGUUUAUCUUUCACUCAUGUUGAAUUUUCUUGAAGCUGGGAUAACUGUUCUUGACCCUUUAUGGUGUAUUUGCAGUUAUUGUCCUAGGGGGGGCAGUGUUACAUUGUUCUUACAGUGUUCACACUAGUUCAUAGGUACAUUUCACGCUGGGUGAUUUAAAAGUUUUGGAGACAAAAGAGGCUAUCUUUAUGAUUGUUUGGCAAAUACAGAGAUAUGAGUCGUACUUCAGGAGAUUAUCAGACACGUGUAGGGACAUACAGCAAUAGUCAUAUUUCUAUUUUCUGCAUCCAGGUACUUCUAAUCUAUAUGACCCAUUCCUUAUUUCACUCAAUGAACUUUUUCUACCAUUUAAAAGAACAGACGGUUUAUUCAGCAGGAGUCUUCUACAGGUGUACAUGUUUGUUUUUUUUACCUUGUCUUUCAUGCUGAUUAGAUGUUUACUCUGUGCUGUAACUUUGAAUUCCUUGUACUUUCAUGUUACUCUUUUUGCUGUUUACAGAUUGUUUUUUUUUUCCCAUAAGAAACCAAAUUGAUGACCUUUGCUACAGAAAUGUCAGCCGAGGCCUUAUCCCAAACAUUGAACCUGUGAACAAAUGGCAGAAAUGCAAUGUGGUCACUAGUGUAGUGGUGCCUCAAGAAGUGGGUAUACUCUUAAUCUCCCCCCCCCCCCCCCCCAAAUGUUUUGGAGAGGAUAAACAGCCUCUGUUAUGAACGGUUACAGACUACUCCGACAUAUUUAAUUUGUGUUUACUAGCCAAUUAGAGACGGAGUAGGGAGAGUCAUCCCUUCACCAUCAGGGAAAAAAAUUGCAGCAUUAUAUUUAAUAUUGUCAAUCAGUCAGUGGAGUAAAUCAGAGGAGAUUUAGGAGUGGGUUUACCCUAUGGAGACUGAAAAAUACAUGGGUACACUCCGUAUAGCUGCACUACACCACUGAUUGUGGUUGAUUUCAUGAUAGAAAUGUGAAUUUAAAAAAAAGAUCCUGCAGAAUUGAAAACACAUUUGCUGUAUUUUAAAGAGAGCAGGUCUCUCUAGAAAACCAAACUUUUAAGCAUGAUCAGAUUUCUCUUUUAUCUCACUCUGUGAAAAGGCUCAUUCAAUGUCUUAUCUCAAACCACGACUUCUUUUCUGAGGCUGGUUUGUUCGCUGAACUUCACAUUGAAUAAGCUACACUUAAUUGUAUCAUCUUUUAUUUCCUUUUCUCUUUCUUUUCAGCAGUGUAUUGCACAAGUGAUGAGUUCAGACUAUUAUAGGGCACUUCACUUUCUUGUAUGUAAAUCUCUGUGGUAUCGUCAUGUUCGCGGUUAAUCUGUAUCUUAAUGACAAAGUGCUAAGCUUUUGCUUUACAGCAUUAAGUAUACCCCAGUUUUUUUUAUUCUGAUACCAGUUAUAAGACUUUAUAUUCAAUAAAAAAAAGGCUGACUGAAUG
This is a messenger RNA of Labrus mixtus (cuckoo wrasse), 5400 nucleotides long. RefSeq names its product TBC1 domain family, member 2B (gene tbc1d2b). Bases 6 to 2987 code for a protein of 993 amino acids. Lineage: Eukaryota; Metazoa; Chordata; Actinopteri; Labriformes; Labridae. The transcript has 14 exons. The record is from RefSeq and is a predicted model, not a curated record.